Messenger RNA from Cuscuta campestris, 1735 nucleotides. The record is from the annotation of a GenBank genome assembly. Lineage: Eukaryota; Viridiplantae; Streptophyta; Magnoliopsida; Solanales; Convolvulaceae.
CCAUUUUCUAUUUGAACUCCUCUCUCCCUCCCCCCUUCUUCUUCUUCAUCCUCUGGGAGUUGCAGAAAUUUCUCCUCUUUCCUCUCACCCCCCUCUGGAUCAAAUUCAUAUUUUUUUUCCUCCAAUUUUUCUUUAAUUUUUUUAUUAAAAUUUUCAUUUCUUGGUUUGAAUGAUUCCGCUUUUUUUAAUCCGGGUUGAUUCAUUCCGGGGUGCAAUUCAUCAAAAUUGAUUUGUUUUUGUUCGAUAACUAGGGUUUGAUAGAACCUAAUGUUUGGAUUUUUCCACGUUCUUAAGAAAUAUCGUUACUUCGAAUUCGAUUGAGCUGGUUUCGAUCCCAGGAAAAUCCCGAAUCUCAGUUCCUUUUCCCCAAUUUUUUUUGUUCGUCUGUGAUCAGAGAUUUGAAGAUAUUUAUAAACAAAAAAUAAUUUAAAAUUUUUUAGUUUUCGAUUUUGUAUGAUUAAGGCGUUUUGGUGUGUGAAUUCGCCGGGGAGAUUUGAAUUGAGGGCGAAAAUCGGAGAGGGGGAGAGAUUUUUUUUAUGGUGCCGGCGUUGGUUGCGAUGGACUGUGAGGUGUGCGCCUUGCCGGGGGACCUGUGGUUGAGGCCGUCCGGCCGCGGCGGAGCAAGCGGCGGCGAUGGGUUCAGCCACGAGAGCGAGACUGAUUUGGCCGCGAUGGUGAGAGAUUUUCUGGAAAAUGGAAGCAUCGGCGCCGCCGAUUCCCGGAGUAGCAGCGAUAGCGAUUCCACUUUCUCCGAUCUUGCCCACCUUGCCGACAAAUUGUCGUAUAUCAAGAAGUCGGUGGACCAAUACGAGAGCAAACUUCUCUCUGUGGUGGUUUCGCUAUUGUUGACAUCGAUGAAGGACGCUGACCUCCACGCCGUCAAGUCAGGCCCGUGCAAUUCGAGCUGUAUCAAAUACUCUCUUGUGAAGCUCUUGAGGCUUUUGGGCUAUGAUUCUGGUGUCUGUUCUUCCAAGUGGGUUGGCAAUGGCAAGGUUCCUGCAGGGGACCACGAAUACAUAGACGUGAUCACGCACGACGACUCCGGAGGCUGCGAGCGUGUGAUCAUCGACAUCGACUUCCGGAGCCACUUUGAAAUCGCGAGAGCCGUCCGAUCAUACGACCGGAUCCUCAACUCCCUCCCAAUCAUCUACGUCGGAUCCAUCCCGAGGCUCAAACAGUUCCUCGAAGUCAUGGUGGAAGCUGCCAAAUCCUCUCUCAAACAGAGCUCAAUGCCCAUCCCUCCGUGGCGGUCGUACCCCUACCUUCUGGCGAAGUGGGGUUCGUCUCCGUAUCAAAGAAGAUUCGUUCCCGAAGAUGCCCCCAACCCGACCCGAACGCCAGAGGUUCAUUGCCAUGUCCAGUGCCAGUUGCAUUUGAAACAGGUGAGGUCUUCCCUCCAGUCUGAGAUCGAAUCGAAACGCUUGUUCAGGCCGAUGAACGGCGAUAAGAGGACUCGAAAGAAGUGAAUGGGAAACUGGGGUUGGGACAGUCUUGUGCCACGAAAAACAACAGUUUUGGCUUCUGGUUUUGGGACUUUUUCCCCCCUAGUCCCAUGUCAGAAUGAGUUUUUUUUUUGUUUCCGUUUUAAAACUGUGAUUUUACACACUUUGUUUAUCCUUCAAAUGUCUCUUUGGAGUUUAUACUUUAUAUACUGUAAUUUUGGUGUAUUUUUGGAGUGCCACUCAUCAUUGCUUUAUUACAAUUUACAAGAGUUCAAAAAAGAAUAGUCGCUGAA